AAGCAAGAAUCCUCGAGGAUCCAAAAGCCACUAAAUCAUUUGACGCUGAUCAGCUGAUGCGACUCACAUGAUUUGACGCAAUCAAGAUGGCCGCGAGUCAGAGAGCAGUCUUCUGGCUGGGGAAGGACACUCUGAGGGUGUCUGCUGCCCUGUUUGCAGAGAACCGCAGACGCCUCUCCAAGGCCCUGAAGGCCACUGAUGGAGUGCAGCCCAAGUCCGUGGUGCUGCUGCAGGGAGGGGAGCAGAAGCAAAGAUACUGCACAGACACUGAUGACGUCUUCAGACAGGAGUCCUUCUUCCACUGGGCUUUUGGGGUGACCGAGGCCGACUGCUUUGGAGCCAUCCACGUGGAGUCAGGGAGAUCCCUGCUCUUCGUCCCUAAGCUGCCCGACAGCUAUGCCACCUGGAUGGGAGAGAUCUAUCCAAGGGAGCACUACAAGGAGAAAUACGAUGUUGAUGAAGUGCACUACACCUGUGAUAUUGCUGAUGUUCUGGCCAAGCGGAGUCCAGCGGCCCUCCUUACUCUGCGUGGAGUGAAUACUGAUAGUGGGAGUACCUGUCGCGAAGCCUCCUUUGAAGGAAUCAGCCAAUUCAAAGUAAACAACACCCUCCUGCACCCUGUAAUUGUGGAAUGCCGUCUGCUCAAGACCGACAUGGAGCUGGAGGUCCUUCGUUAUACCAACCGCAUCUCUAGCGAGGCCCACAAAGAGGUGAUGAAGCAUGUGAGGCCUGGCCAGAAGGAAUAUGAAAUGGAGAGUCUGUUCCAGCACUACUGCUACUCUCGUGGGGGAAUGCGACAUGUCUCCUACACAUGCAUCUGUGGAAGCGGACACAACGGUUCAGUUCUCCACUAUGGUCAUGCCGGAGCUCCCAAUGACAAGACUAUCAAUGAAGGAGACAUGUGCCUGUUUGACAUGGGUGGAGAGUACUACUGCUACUCCUCCGACAUCACCUGCUCUUUUCCAGCCAAUGGGAAGUUCACGCCAGACCAGAAGGCCAUCUACGAGGCUGUGCUCAAGUCUUCUCGGGCUGUCAUGGCUGCCAUUAAACCAGGGGUUAAAUGGACUGACAUGCAUCGUCUGGCUGACCGUGUCCAUCUCGAGGAGCUGGUGAAAAUUGGCAUCCUGAAGGGCAGUGUUGAGGACAUGAUGAAGGUGCACAUGGGCUCUGUGUUCAUGCCCCAUGGUCUGGGUCACCUGCUGGGAAUUGAUGUCCAUGAUGUUGGUGGCUACCCUGAGGGAGUGGAGCGUAUCGACGAACCGGGCUUGAAAAGCCUGCGCAUGGGUCGCCUGGUUCAGGAGCGCAUGGUCCUGACUGUGGAGCCGGGCAUCUACUUCAUCAACCACCUGCUGGAUCAGGCUCUGGCCUCCCCAGCACAGCGCUGCUUCAUCAACAAUGACGUGCUGCCUCGCUUCCGUGGUUGUGGAGGGGUGCGCAUUGAGGAUGACAUCGCUGUGACUGCUGACGGAAUGGAGCUGCUCACCUGCGUCCCGCGUACCGUUGAGGAGAUCGAGGAGUUCAUGGAGGAGGCUCGGGCUGACCCCAAAUCCUUCAGUCCCAUCACCCAGAAGUUGUGAGGGGGCAGGCUGGAACUGCUCUCUCCCCCGACUCCUUGGGUUUUUACCGCUUGUCUGAAAGGGAAGUUGGCUUUGAUUUCCAGAUCUAUACUGUGACUGUCAUGAAAUUUAAAUAAAAUGAUGCCUAAAAUAAUGCCAGUUCUUCACUCAGCUCUUACUGUAAGUUUCUUUACAGCUCAAUAGUUCUUAUGGGAUUACAUCUAGCACCAACAAAAAGACAAAUUUGAAGUAUGAAGCUCUACCAUAAAGAACAGUAUUAAAUUAUUAUUUUUCUGAUUUGUAUCGUUUACAUGUGUUUGUCUUUGUACCCAAUGUAUAUGCCAAUUAGCCUUAUCAAUAUGUUAACCAUUUAUUAAUAAACUAUUUCUGCAGCA
This is a messenger RNA of Alosa sapidissima (American shad), 1951 nucleotides long. It is a transcript of the gene pepd, whose product is annotated as peptidase D. The transcript is spliced from 15 exons. Gene Ontology annotation, molecular function: manganese ion binding; metalloaminopeptidase activity. The coding region runs from base 87 to 1577 and encodes 496 amino acids. NCBI's taxonomy places the organism in Eukaryota, Metazoa, Chordata, Actinopteri, Clupeiformes, Clupeidae. The record is from RefSeq and is a predicted model, not a curated record.